Messenger RNA from Diprion similis, 1992 nucleotides. RefSeq names its product pre-mRNA-processing factor 17. Lineage: Eukaryota; Metazoa; Arthropoda; Insecta; Hymenoptera; Diprionidae. Gene Ontology annotation, molecular function: mRNA binding; protein binding. The coding region runs from base 122 to 1879 and encodes 585 amino acids. The record is from RefSeq and is a predicted model, not a curated record. Gene Ontology annotation, cellular component: catalytic step 2 spliceosome. Gene Ontology annotation, biological process: mRNA splicing, via spliceosome. The transcript has 8 exons.
AGUUAUGUUUGGUUAUAUUUACUAAACGUCACUAGUAUACGACCAACGAAGUACCGUUCAGCAAAUAGAUCCUGCUCGAUUAUAAUUUCUGGGUUAAAAGUGACGACGAUUAACGUAGAAAAUGCUCGCACUCAGAGAGUAUGCGAGUAGCGAUGAUAACAGUGAAUCCGAAGAAGCGCCAAGUGUCCAUGAAACAGAGACUGAGGUUAACGAUUCGAAAGUUCCUACUGACGAAGAAGUACAUUUGAAACCAUUGCCUGGAGGGAAAUCCAUAUCUUCCCUCGCCCUUCAAGUCAGAUUAGCCCCAGAAGUUAUUCCAACGGGUACAGAAUUAUGCGUCCGACACAUAGAUUCUACGUCGAAAGAGGUAAUGCACAAUCCUAAAUUUGAGGAACUCUUUGCACCUGAUGUAGGACCGGAUAAUCCGUUCAAAACGCAGCAGCAGAGAGCGACAAAAAAUAUGCUCUCUGGAUACGUAGAACAAGCACAUAUCAGUGAAUUUCAGUUCGAAAACCAGCGUCGAACUUUUGCUAGUUACGGUUACGCACUGGAUCCAACAGUUGAUGGUAGUACAGAAGAAGGAAAAACUCUCGUUGGCGCAAAAGAGGCUGCCGAAGAGACUGGAGCAAAGACAGUAUUUGAGAAUACAGAAUUGAGGCCUGCAGACAAAAGAAAAAGAAACAGAAACAAUGAUCCAGCCGAUAUUGAAGGAUUCUUGGGUCCUUGGGGAGGCUAUGUAGACGAAAGACGAGUGAUAAAACCUACCGAGGAGGAAGCUGCUGAACUUGAAGAGAUCUUAGCCAAAAGAAAUAAGAGGGGCAAACAGACCGAAGAUAAACCCCUUGAAGAGAAGACUGUGCUGCACAUCAAAGAUAGUGUGGAUUACCAAGGUCGAUCAUUCUUGCACGCACCACAAGAUGUGGGUGUCAAUCUACGGUCAGAAUCACCACCCGAUCGAUGUUUCUUGCCAAAAUCCCAAAUUCACACUUGGGAAGGACACACCAAGGGUAUUUCUCAAAUUCGGUGGUUCCCACGAACGGCGCAUUUGCUUCUUUCCUGCAGCAUGGACUGUAGAGUCAAGCUGUGGGAGGUGUACAAAGACAGGCGGUGUGUUCGUACUUAUUAUGGACAUCGACAGGCUGUGCGAGAUGUCAGUUUUGACAAUGAUGGAAAACGGUUUCUGUCUGCCGGCUAUGACAGAUAUGUUAAACUUUGGGAUACUGAGACUGGGGCUUGUCUCAGCCGUUUUACCAGUCGGAAAAUACCCUAUUGUGCAAAGUUCAAUCCUGAUCCAGACAAGCAGCAUCUGUUUGUAGCUGGAACAAGCGAUAAAAAAAUCAUUUGUUGGGAUAUUAGGUCUGGUGAGAUUACUCAAGAAUACGACAGGCACUUGGGUGCUGUCAACACCAUUACAUUCGUUGAUGAAAAUCGAAGAUUCGUCACAACUUCAGACGACAAAAGUCUCAGAGUGUGGGAAUGGGACAUUCCGGUAGACAUGAAGUACAUAGCCGAUCCGACAAUGCACUCGAUGCCAGCUGUUACUCCAUCUCCAAACCAAAAGUGGCUGGCCUGCCAAAGUAUGGACAAUAAGAUCGUGAUAUUCUCGGCUCUUAAUCGGUUCAAAAUGAACCGCAAGAAAACUUUUACCGGGCAUAUGGUUGCUGGAUAUGCUUGCGGACUCGACUUUUCUCCAGAUAUGAGCUAUCUGGUUUCCGGAGACGCAGACGGUAAAUGUUACAUAUGGGACUGGAAGACGACCAAACUGUACAAAAAGUGGAAAGCUCACGACGGUGUUUGCAUCUCGACUCUUUGGCACCCUCAUGAACCGUCUCGCCUUGCAACAGCUGGCUGGGAUGGUAAAAUCAAGUAUUGGGAUUAGAAUCACAAUUCAGUUGUAUACGAAAAUGAAAAUAAAAUGAAGAAACAAUUUGUAUAUUGUAUAACUAAGCGUAAUAUCGAACAUGUACAUAAAUUGACGAUUCUGUUUCUUUU